CGAACCCCUUGGCUCUUGGAGCUCUAUAAACUGAAGCAACCUCUUAGGAAAAUAAAGAACAAACCUUUUUCCUGGAAUGAAAUGAAAAGUCUUCGAAGAUUCUUGAUAUCGUAUGGGCUAUUUGCUUGCUAUGGGAAUGGACUCCCCUGUAUUGUACAAAUACCUACUUGUCCUCAGUACUUUUUGGGACAGACUUGGCAUUGAAUGUCUCUUGUGGCUAGACUGCUGCGCCACAUGUCCAUUUUGGGUUUGGGGUUGGCGGAUGGAAAAUCCAUCUACUCCUAAAUUAUUUAUCACUUCAACGGUUAUACCAAGUUGAUUUGAUACCAGCACUCCUCCCCAGUUGAGGGUUGAUUUUGCAUCCUGCAUUAUUAUAAGAUGCAACUUAAGUUUGCAAACUCCCUCUAGCCGAAGAUAGUCUGCUAAACAACUUGCUUUGAAGCAGUCGUGACCAGAAUAUUUUUUCGCUGGUUUUUUACGCCGUGCGGGUCGGCCUACCUCUCUAUUAUUUUCUAUUCACUCUACACAUCAAUUUAUGGUAUCUUCCAUUUCAACAAAUGACGGCCGAUCCUUCAGCAACUAAACGCCUUCACAUUACCCCUUUUACCCCAGACCUGCUUCCCUCCGUGCUACCUUCCUCAGUUCGACCCUUAGCCACGGAAAUAUCCUUCCAUUGUAUUCCGACAUUCCCGGAGAACAAUUACGGCUACGUGACGUUACCAGGGAUGGAGGCAGAUAAAAUCAAGAAGAAACUCAAUGGCUCCAUUCUGAAAGGCCGAAAGUUCAAGGUGGAUGUAGCUCGGCCGCAGAAAAGACACAGGGACGAAGACGAAUCCGAGCAGGCAACUUCCUAUGUGGAAACAACGUCAAGCAAGAAGUCUAAGAAGUCUAAGAAGCAAAAGCCCAAUGAUAAUACCUUAGAGGGAUAUGAGCUUCCGACAGAUCGCCAGGUAAAGAGGGGAUGGACUGAAUCAACAGGCUCAAUGAAAGAGAGGCGCAAAGAGGAGAAGAAACAGAAGAAGGGAAAGGAUGACAAGAAAGGAAAAUCACAGGCGAAGUCUAAGUAUACCGAGAAGGCAGAAUGUUUGUUCCGAACAAAAGUUCCUCCUAACCGAGCCUCGUCCGCCGAGGAGGAGCAAGACAAGCAGUCAAAGAAGAAAAAGAAGAGAUCCUCAGAGGAGUCUGUUGUCCAUGAGUUUUCUAAGACCGUCACACACCCGAGCUUCCUACGGACAGAUAACGACGGAGCGGCACCUACUUCGACUUUCGAAGAGGGGAAGGGCUGGGUUGAUAGUUCAGGAAAAAUAAAAGAACAGGAGAGCGACCGAGUUAGAAGUGCCGAAUACACACCAGGGAAAGUAGCGGGGGCAAAGGAGAAACCGAAGCGGUCCAAAUCUUCGCUGAAGGCUAAGACAAGUUGUCAAAUUUACGAAGAAGCAAAGGCCAUUGAAGGAAAAGUGACCCGGGACGAAUCGGAUGAUUGGACCUCAUCCAGCGGGGCAACGUCGUCUGACUACAAUGCUGCAGAUUCGGAGAGCGAGGAAAGCAUAAAGUCUAGUUCAUUGGAUGAGUCAGAUGUCCCUAGUAAUCAGGAGGAACAGGACACCCAGUCGACGCCUCGGAAAGUUGAAAAGCUCCCUGAACCCGAAGCAGAAGUAGAUGAAAGUGAAGUUCAAGAGGGAAAUGAUGAGCCGGGCUCCGAGGAAGUUCACCCAUUGGAAGCGCUAUUCAAGAGGCCCGCACCAGGUACUAAUGAAGGCAAGCUUGAAUCAGAUGCCAACGUGCAAUUCAGUUUCUUUGGACAGGGAGACCUGGAGUCCGAAGAAGAAACUCAGGAAGUUGUAGAGCCACAAACUCCUUUCACGAAGACGGAUCUGCAAAGCCGUGGACUGAGGAGUGCCGCUCCCACACCUGACACGGCGCUCGGUGGUCGAAACAAAAAGUGGAAUGACCUAGACCAGGAUGACCCCGUGGAUGUGGGUGACGAACCAUAUACCGACACCCCUGUUCCAAAGUCUGGCACCGGAUUGAAGGUUGAAUCUGAUUUUACAAAAUGGUUUUGGGAGAACCGUGGAGAUAACAAUCGAGCCUGGAAGAAAAGACGGCGGGAUGCUGCCAAAGAACAAAGGCAAAGGGAGAACAGGAGGAAAGGCAUGAAAGGGAAGUCAUAGGGUUAAAGCCCUUGGUUCUAGUAUAUAUAGCAUUUACAUGGCUAUGUCCUAGCCAUGUUAAUUGAGAUAUUCUCC
Messenger RNA from Aspergillus alliaceus, 2246 nucleotides. RefSeq lists its product as uncharacterized. The record is from RefSeq and is a predicted model, not a curated record. Bases 558 to 2171 code for a protein of 537 amino acids. Lineage: Eukaryota; Fungi; Ascomycota; Eurotiomycetes; Eurotiales; Aspergillaceae. The transcript has a single exon.